Closterium sp. NIES-65 is the source of this 2628-nucleotide messenger RNA. Lineage: Eukaryota; Viridiplantae; Streptophyta; Zygnematophyceae; Desmidiales; Closteriaceae. The record is from the annotation of a GenBank genome assembly.
AUGAGACUCCAACAACGUCAGAGCCACAGUGGAAGGGUGCUAAGUUACAGCCAAACGGUCAUGAGCCCAUCAGCAGCUGCGGCUGCAGUGGCAGCAGUAUCAUCUGGUGCUGCUUCCAAUGCUCGUGGCAUUGCCAUUGGCACCGUUGGUUCAACACCUACCAGUGUUGCUGCUGCUGCUGCCGCUGCUGUUGCUGCUGCUGAUGCUGCUGCUGCUGCUGCUGCUUCUGCCACUACCAGUGCGACUCACUCACUCUUUCCAGAUGCCUUCUCUCCCCGCUCUCCACACCCCUUCAGCAAGAGCAGGACCUUCAAGCGCAGCCCUGCUGCUUUUGACCUAUCCAGCACAAGCCCAUCCAGUUUUCACGCGCCACAACACCACCGCCCGCCAGCCCUCAUUGCAACAAACCCUCGUUACAGCCCUCGUUACAACCCCACUCUGCAAUCCCCCACGACACGCCCGUUCUCCAAGAGCAAAACCUUCAAGUAUACCUACAGCAACAGCAACACCAACAGCAGCCCCUCCUUUAGCCUCACCAGCCCCUCCAGCCGAACCCCGUCCAAACCUCCUCCCAGAAAAUACAUGUCUAGUGGGAACCUGUCUAGUGGGAACCUGUCUAGUGGGAACCUGUCCGGUCUGCCUCUGCAGCAAGGCACAGACCUGCCCAGUCGAGCCCUCCACCAGGUUCCGCCUGGAAGGGGUCUGUCUCGGCACCUGUCAAUGAACCCUAGGACCGGUGCUGGUGGGAUGGAUCCGUCAAGCAGCAGGGAUGCUGGAUCGGCAGGGGUUAUCACGGAUGGACGAGAAGGGGAUGUGUUUGUCAAUGAUGCAAGAUCUGCAGAUGCACUUACAGCAGCAGGUUUACGCUCCACAGACAAAGGCAAAGGCCCAGCUUUGGAGGAGGGGGUCCAAACGCAAAGGCACAGCUUGCCUGCGCGUGCAGCAGAAACCCUGAGGGUUACACCUGGGGCAGAAGCACAGAGAGCGGUGGCUGGGGCAGAAGAACAACAGAGGGAUGCAGUUGGGGCAGAUACUGAAAACUUUGCAGGUGGGGCAGAUCCACAGGCAUCUUCCUCUGGAGAAGACUCACAAGCAGCAGUUUUCGGGCAGGAUCCACAGGCAGCAAUCUCCAGGGCAGAUUUGCAAGCAUUGGCUGGUGGUGCUUAUAGCGAGGCAGGGCCUGGUUUUACCAGUGAGGGUGCUUAUAACGAGGGAGGGGGCGGGGCUUAUAGAGGGACCCCAUCCCCUGGAGCGUCCAGAAGGGGACAGCUGUCAAGGCAGACUCUGCGGGGGCAUGGAAUGAGCAGCUUCAAUGACAGCAUAUUUGCUGGUGGUGGUGGCAGUGCUUUGGAGAGUCGGUUUGCUGGGAGCAGCUCGGUGGAGAGUAGGUUUCCUGGUAAUAGCAGCUUCAGUGAAAGCAUGCUUGACGGGAGUGUGCGAGAGGAGGAAGAAGGAGAGGAGGAAGAGGAGGAAAAGGAGGGAGAGGAGGGAGAGGAGAGGGUGGGAGAUGGUGGGCGUCAGUUGGGGAGUGGUGGGCAUUAUUUGGGCAGUAGUGGGAGGAGUGUGUCGGUGACAGAGGCUACAGGAUCAAGCAGCCUCCUCCCCUGCGGCACACGCGCCUUCAGCUUCAGCCGAACCUCCACUGCUACCAGUUUCUCGCUUACCCCGACUAGGAAUGUUGCUGCCGCUGCUGCUGCUACCUGCGCGCUUGCUGCUUUCAACGCAAUCAGCUUUGGGGGUUCGCAUGUGGAUGCUGCUGGUGCUGAUGGUGCUGGUGUUGCUGGUGUUGCUGGCGGUGAGCCACCUCACUCAUUCUCCUCUCCCCACUCCCGCCACUUGUCUCUCCCCGUCUGCUUUGUAACACAUCCAUCGCCGGGGGUUUGCUCAGAGAGCGAGACGAUGACCGGCCUGGCUACAGAGGCUUCGCGGAAGGCUCUGGAGAUGGCUGGCGUGGAUCCUGCUGACGUGGACCUGAUCAUUUUCUGCACGUCAACCCCCGACGACAUUUUCGGCGGUGGUUGCCUGGUUCAACGGGACCUGGGCUGCAAACGAGCUGUGGCUUUCGACCUCACUGCAGCUUGCAGUGGCUUUGUCCUCGGCCUUGUCACCGCCUCCCGAUUCAUCCAAGGAGGCGGGUAUGAGCGGGUGCUGGUGGUGGGGGCGGAUGGGCUGUCGCGAUACGUGGACUGGUCGGACAGGGGCACGUGCAUUCUGUUCGGCGACGGCUGUGGGGCCGUGUUGGUGCAGGCUGCAGGCGAGGGCGAGAGCGACGGCAUGCUGGGGUUCGACAUGCACAGCGAUGGCAUCGGCUCCAGUCAGGAUCCGCAUGCAACGCCAGAGUGCAUGGACUGGUCGGACAGGGGCACGUGCAUUCUGUUCGGCAAUGGCUGUGGGGCCGUGCUGGUGCGGGCUGCAGCUGAGGGGGAGAGUGACGGCAUGCUGGGCUUCGACAUGCACAGCGAUGGCUACGGCUCCAGGCACCUGCACGCGUGCUUCAGUGUGACACCGGCGCCAGAAGAGAGCGGGUCUAUUGCAGGGAGGGCGGUGGCGACCCCCAUUGUGAUGAACGGCAAGGAGGUCUACAAGUUCGCUGUCACCUCCGUGCCCCAGGUACGCGUCUGUCGAUAG